Molecule: messenger RNA, 1089 nt
Organism: Lecanosticta acicola
Lineage: Eukaryota; Fungi; Ascomycota; Dothideomycetes; Mycosphaerellales; Mycosphaerellaceae
Source: the annotation of a GenBank genome assembly
AUGGCGUGGAAGUCCAGCCGCACUUUCGUGCCCUUCCGCUUCUUAGACCUUCCGCCGGAGCUGCGAAACCGAGUCUACUGCUAUGCUCUGGAGAGCGCCGAAGAGAUCGGUCUUCAGCAACCCUCUUGGAUCGAGGGCCCGCAACCCAUUCGUGGUAAGUUCGUAAAGGGCAUAGUCCGCUGGUGAAGCGGUUAUCAAGGACAGAUCGCAUGCGGAGGCGUAGAGCUUCAUUGUUCUCGUUGUGGUUGUAUCGUCGCUUUCUUGGAUCGAAGUGAGCGAGCCACGUUCUCAUCAAGCCGAUUCCUGGAUAUGUCGGACUCGGAAGGCGUGAGAGGCCAGCUGGGAUCGAUUUCGUGGUCCAAAUCACCGCUUUCGAGUCGCCAAAGGUCUUUGAAACCCGCGCGUGUUUUGCUCUCACGCCUUCUCCGACUCGACCCUCAUGUCCCGAGCCGCAGGCGGGACUCUCCGCCUAUGAGUUUUGCUUCUUGAUUUCUGAGAAAGCGGCUGACCUUCCAUAUAGAACCUCCAUCUCGCCGCAGCGAAAAGCUCACCAUCCAGCUCCUCGCAACCUGCAAGCUGGUUCACAAGGAGGCCACCCCUAUCCUCUACGCAAACAACACCUUCCAGCCUCUGCCAGACAUGCAACUCCGUCACUUCCUGAACCAAAUCAAGACCUCCUCCAAGUACCUACACCAUAUCGGCAUCACCUUCCACGAGAGCUACUCGCGCAAGGACUUCGGGAAACUCCUCACCCAGGUCAAGAAGCUCGAACAGCUCGAAACCCUCACGCUCGACCUCCUCUAUGGCAGCGGAGCUAUGCGCUUCGCAGAGAUGUUCAAGACUCCAGAGGCUCUAGCUCGGACUAUGGGGCCGAUGCUGCGUGGAUUGCAUAGAGCACAGAAGAAAGACAAGGAGCGGAAGAUGCGGGGUGUGAUCGGAGUCCUCCAGAUUUGCGUCCAGAAUCCGGAGAAUGACGCCCAGGACGUUGAGCAAGUGCAAGAGAAGUUGUUGAGGCUCAAGGACGACGCGGUGGCGAUUGUGGAGAAGACGUUGGAGAAGCCCGGGCCCUUGAAACGCAAUUUCUCUUGA